Molecule: messenger RNA, 1295 nt
Organism: Bolinopsis microptera
Lineage: Eukaryota; Metazoa; Ctenophora; Tentaculata; Lobata; Bolinopsidae
Product: C-reactive protein-like
Exons: 1
Coding region: 1-930 (309 amino acids)
Source: RefSeq, a predicted model, not a curated record
AUGAUUUUUGCUCUGACAACUCUACUAUCAGUGGUGGGACUGGUCACCAGUAACGGAGAAACCCACAACAAGAUCCUCAACUUCCCCACAGCCAGCACAGCAAACUACAUCAGCUUCAACCCUGACCUUCCUGAGCUGACUGGACUGACCGUAUGCGCUUGGAAGAAGAACAGCUUCCUGGAAAGGAGAACAGGUAGAUACUGGUUCAGCUACGCAGUAUCAGAAUCCGACAAUGAGAUCAUCGUGGGUAACUCCGCGUUCUACGUGAAGUCAGCUUACGUUUACAGUCAGGUGCCACUAACAUACCAGUGGGUCCACAACUGUGCAACCUGGGAUUCAGAGAGUGGAGUAGCUGUCAUCAGUAUCGACGGAGAAGCAGCAGCGACUCAAGAGAACCUUAAGAAGGGUGAAAGUUUGAGGGCAGGAGGUAACCUGGUUAUCGGACAGGAGCAGGACAGUGUUGGAGGAGGGUUCAGCGCCAACCAAGCCUACGUUGGUGAGCUCUACAACAUAAACGUGUGGGACUAUGCCCUUGACUCUACAGAGGUGGCUUCUCUCUACCAGGCGGGUCUUUGUGGAUACGGCUCUACUGAGGAGGACCCCGUCAUCUCUUACGCUGAUAUUCUGGCCCAGGAACUGGUAGGGGAUGUAACCGUCGUUGAUGGGACCUGCGCUGACAUUGAAGUUCCAUGUCAGGAGUACAAAGAAGAAUGCUGGGAAACAGAAGAGAAGAUCAAGUACAAAGACGGAGGAAAGUUGGGCUAUAUUGUGGGAACCGUGGACCAAGCCAAGGCAGCGUGUAAUGCUCACGGUGAGUGUAAGACUUUGACUUGUCUCGAGAAAAAAGGUAAGAUGAGAUGCGAGUUGAGGUCUUCGUUUGAGAAAGCAAAGAAAGACAAGAAGAAGACAUCGUUUACUUACAGAUGCUAAACCAUUGCAGUAUUGCUGGGGAUGUAGUUUAUGUUUUAUUUUAAAGUCGAGAUUUUCCAAAUUAGUUUGUUGAAUUAAAUGAUUAAAUUCAUUUUCUUUACGUCAAUUAUUUCCAUCGGUGCAAGCAUAUUUUACUAUUGAAGAGCAUAAAGUGGUUACCUUGGCUACAGCAUGAAACUAGCAUACAAUAGUUUUGUUUACGUUAAGCGAAGUUGAUUUGAUUAAUCAUUAAUCGUUAGCAGCUCAAUAACUUUUAUUUAUUUUGCUUGACUAGAACAUUUUCUGGAUGUAGAAAAAAUUGGAUCUUAGUAAUGUUUCUGCCAUUUAUGUAAUUAUGUAGUUGUGUUCUCAAACUCUUUUGAAAA